Molecule: messenger RNA, 982 nt
Organism: Humulus lupulus (European hop)
Lineage: Eukaryota; Viridiplantae; Streptophyta; Magnoliopsida; Rosales; Cannabaceae
Product: pheophorbidase-like
Exons: 3
Coding region: 12-761 (249 amino acids)
Biological process (GO): jasmonic acid metabolic process; salicylic acid metabolic process
Molecular function (GO): methyl jasmonate esterase activity; methyl salicylate esterase activity; methyl indole-3-acetate esterase activity
Source: RefSeq, a predicted model, not a curated record
AGUCCUCCUUGAUGACUACAAAAGUAGAGAUAAGAAAUCAUGCAACCAAAAAUGAAAUCUACUGCAUACAUAUUAUUCAUCAUCCAAGAGAUAUGGAUGAUAAUUGCGAAAGUGGUUCAGGUUCAUCAAAUAAGCAUCUUCAUCACUUCGUGUUAGUCCAUGGAGCUGGGCAUGGAGGGUGGUGUUGGUACAAGGUUCGGCGUCUGCUUGAGGCUUCAGGACACAACGUCACUUGCCUUGACCUUAAGUGCUCAGGCAUCGAUCCCACUGAUUUCAAUACCGUCUUCUCUUUCGACGACUAUAAUCAGCCACUUACCACUUUCAUGUCCUCCCUCUCUCCCAAUCACAAGGCGAGAGGCCUUGAUGCAUUUGAAUUUAUAUAUGGACUCAGACUGAACCAGCCUCCAACCGGGGUCAUGGUUAAGCCUGAACUUCGGCGCCAAGUUCUAUACAAUGCAAGCCCUGUUGAGGAUUUCAUACUAGCAUCAAUGUUGCUGAGGCCAUCACCAGCAAGGGCUUUACCUUCAGUAAACGUAGUCCGAAACGACAGUUUGGAAAAUAUAGUAGUGCUAAGAGUGUUCAUAAUAAAGACAAUGAAGGAUAAACUAUUCAAGCCAGAGCGCCAAGAGAAUAUGAUAAAGCAAUGGCCACCAUCUAAAGUGUUUGCUAUUGAUGAAAGUGAUCACUCCCCAUUUUUCUCGACCCCAGAUAUGCUUUUCCCCCUUCUCCUUGAAGCAGCCAUUUCCAUCAAAAUGCCAUAACUUAUGAGACAUAAUGCAUCCAUUAACUACAUAUCACAACUAGGCCAUACAUAUAUAUGCUUUGAGAUGUGUGUUAAUUAAUUUUGGUUUGGUUAAUUUUGUUAAUAAUAUAAGUUUUGUUAAUAUGUAAGGGUAGUUUAGUCUUUUAGCCUCUCAUUAUUUUGGCUAUAUAUUUUGUUGCUCUUGUACUUUUAUUUUUAUCUCUUUCGUUACAAUGAAAA